AAACAUAGCUGUCUCUUUCUAUUACUCAUCAUGACUCGCAACUAGAAAGACGUGUUAUUGUUUUCUCCCGUGCGAUUAAUUGCUUAAAGAUGGGUUUCUAGUUUUGAAACGUUUGCACACCUGCGUGUGCCUUCACAAGUUAUAAAAAAUGUUUGCCAAAAUGGCGCCUUCCAAGGACAUCCCUGUCCCUCGACCACUACCAUCAUCAACGGAUCUCGAUCGAUUCAGAUUAGACUUUGCAACUUUGAUUGACUCCAAGGACCACAUCAACUACAAUGAGUGCAAGCGAGUCAUGGGUGUGGUCGCUGGCUUCGGCCGACGGCCUUCUCACUGAAAAUGAACGCUGCUUGCUGCGCGACGUUGAUCUUUUUAAGACCGAUGAAGAUCUCCUGAAGAGUUUCCCGAGCGCUGCUCCGAAGAUCGACUUCAGCAAAUUCCUUCAAGAUGACAUGUCGAAUACAAUGUACCCGCCGUCUCCGCCCGACACCAAGCCCAGUCGAGCAGAACUUGCCAACGAUCUUCUGCAGCAGCUGGAAACUCAAUGCAAACAAGAAAACAUAUUCCAAAAUUGGUUAGAAGAGAAAGUGGAUCUUCCCAUUUUCGAAAACAUCUCUCAAGUGCCCGAGCGCGUGGAGGCGCCUCCGGCCGCGCUGCCGGUGGAGGCCUACCCGCCGCAGACGGUGCCGCAGCCGACCGAGGUGCUGCUGCGCGAGUUCGAGACGGUGUACGGCGCCGUCGAGCUCACCCACCUCACGCCGCCGCAGAGCCCGCCCGGCCCCGCCACGCAGCUGCUGCUCAGCUACGCGCAGCAGGCGCAGUGCGCGCCGCUCGCGCCCGCCGAGCCGUGGCCCGUUGCGCCCGUGCAAGCCGUGCUGCCGGACUACGACUGCGACUCGCAGGUGCUGGAGGAGCUGGUGCGCCACCGCGCCGCGCAGCUCGCGUCCCCGCAGCCGUCGGGGCGCAGCGCGUCGCCGUCGCCGCACUCGUCCCCGCGCUCCUCCCCGCCCUCGUCGCCGCGCUCGUCGUCCGCGGACGAGGACUGGUGCGUCUCGUCCGCCCGCCCCAAGCCGUACUCUCGGAACGUGGACGACCGCCGCUCGCGCAAGAAGGAGCAGAACAAGAACGCGGCCACCCGCUACCGUCAGAAGAAGAAGGCCGAGAUCGAGGUGCUGCUCGGCGAGGAGCAAAACUUGCGCAAGCGUCACACCGAGCUCGGCGACAAGUGCUCGGACCUCCAGCGCGAGAUCCGCUAUCUGAAGGGGCUCAUGCGCGACCUGUUCAAGGCGAAGGGCCUUAUAAAAUAAGUACUAGGCGCUAUCAUUCCGUGAAAGAAUAUUAACCGCACCGCGCGAAUCGCGGUCUACUGAAUAUUGUUCAAACAAGUUAUGGAGUUUUAUUAAGUUUCGAUGAUAUACUUACAUUUUUAAUUUCUAGUUAGCUAGAUAAGUUUGUAUUGUUUGCAUCAUAUAUUAAUGUCGUGCAGCAUAGUCACCCGUGUCAUCGUCGAGGGCAUCUAUAUAACAUCUUAUUACGAUCCAUAGGUGGCGCUAUUUUUUUCAUUUCAUCUUUCAUUAAUUUUAAGAGGACAGGUUGCAUUCGUUGUGAUGAAAGCAUGAACUUCCAUUUGUAAUUCAAUUACAGCAGCACGGUUAUAUUGUACAGAUUUUAUUUUGUAUUAUGAGAUCUUGUUCUGUUUUCUAACAAUAUAAGGGAUGCGACGGCGGAA
Messenger RNA from Maniola jurtina (meadow brown), 1726 nucleotides. RefSeq names its product activating transcription factor of chaperone (gene crc). Gene Ontology annotation, molecular function: DNA-binding transcription activator activity, RNA polymerase II-specific; RNA polymerase II transcription regulatory region sequence-specific DNA binding. The record is from RefSeq and is a predicted model, not a curated record. The coding region runs from base 276 to 1304 and encodes 342 amino acids. Lineage: Eukaryota; Metazoa; Arthropoda; Insecta; Lepidoptera; Nymphalidae. Gene Ontology annotation, biological process: regulation of transcription by RNA polymerase II. Gene Ontology annotation, cellular component: nucleus. The transcript has 5 exons.